GCCUACGAGGAAGUCGCCUCUUAUUUUUUUUUAUAUUUCGCGACAGUGCGCAUUAAAAAAAAUGAGGUUGCUAAUAAAUACAGUGAUUUGUUUUCUGUGGUGCACGAUGUCACUGGCCAGUGACACGUACAGAGCAGGUGUCGUCAACUCCGUUCAUUCCGAUUUAACAGAAUAUGUGCCAUUUAUUCAACAAGCAGCUGAAUCAGAUGUAGACAUCCUAGUGUUGCCAUCGGCAGAGGAAUUAUUCUUCGAGACCAGCACCUUCGGUUCGGAUAUUUAUGAUGAUGUAGUGAAAACGUUAUCAGAUGCUACCAAACAGGCUGGAUUGUACGUGGUUGCUCAUUUGUACGAGACUGUGAGAUGUCAAGACAGCAAUGAAACUGUUAGGAGCAAUCUCGUCUUCGGCAGGGAUGGAUCUGUUAUCUCUGUUUAUAGAAAACCAGUAAAUAACGUUUCCAAUUGCACUACGGGUUCUACGGAUUUUGGCGUCUUCACAACAGACUUUGACGUUACUUUUGGUUCCCUCAUGGAGGAAGAUCUUGUCCUGAAAAGUCCGGGAGAACUUAAGGGCUUGAAGAACUUCGUAGUGACUGGAUCUUGGACUACGCAGAUACCAUUUUUGAGCGCAAGCAAAUUCUCAUCAUCAUGGGCAUUCGUGAAUAAAGUGAAUUUAGUUUCCAUCGACGGCAUUUCUGAUGGCUCAGCUACAAAUGGUGAUGUGAAGUUUGCUGAUCUGGAGAAACAUGGUUUACAAGAUGUGAAGUUCAGAGCACCUGUAAUACAUACCGCGGAACUGCAAGGUUUCCUCGGAGAAGAUGCGUCCCAGUACGUCAUCAAACCAUUGAACUUGGAAGCUAGUAGCCGCGGUUACAAAGAUGCUGUAUGUCAUGGCAGUUUUUGCUGCGAAUUCUAUGUGAAGACAAGCUUUGCUGGGUACAAAGCCGUUAAUGCCAACUACAGCCUAGUUGCGUUUAGUGGCUACCGUCACUUCGGGAGUGGCCACAACAUCGGGUUGGAAAGCUGUGCAGUCAUCGCCAGCGCUGGACAAGACAAAUGCACAUGUCCCGUCGGGAACGAGAAUAGCGCGUCCUAUCUAAGAUUUGAUAAAGUAACAGUCGUUGGAAAUUUCACUAAUGGAAAUUCUAACUAUCCCAUCGUUUUGACUACAAGAGCGCCUCAAGCGAAACAUUUAUCUUUUGAUAGCAUAUCUAUUGACAAUACUGAACAGGUUGUUAUGGAAUUAAAAAAUGUCGCAAAUGUAUUAAGUUUAGGUAUUUCCAGCAGAGAUUUCUCAAAGGAUAUCAUAAACAGUCUUAGUAUUGAGCCAAAAUAUAAGGAUGAGCUAGAUAUUUAUGAUUAUAUUUUCAAUGAAGACGUCCAGGAAUUCUUUGAUUAUGUUUGGAUUAGGCUGCGGAUAUUAAUUUUCGUUGUAUCAAUUUAUAUAUUGGAAAUGAUGUAAUUUCUUGUAGGUAUUAGGAAAUCUGUUGCAAUUGUUUCGGUAACCGUAUUCCGAUUGUAAUAAAUUAAUAUUCAAUCGUGAUGAAUAUUAAACAUUUGAAUAUUCAUGAGUGAUUUUUUCAAAUUUAUAUUUACAUAUUAAACUAUUGUUAAACACUUGAAUAUUCCCAUACGAUU
Molecule: messenger RNA, 1635 nt
Organism: Achroia grisella
Lineage: Eukaryota; Metazoa; Arthropoda; Insecta; Lepidoptera; Pyralidae
Product: vanin-like protein 1
Exons: 9
Coding region: 62-1459 (465 amino acids)
Source: RefSeq, a predicted model, not a curated record